AUGAGAGGUAGAAAAUUCACGUAUUUUAAUGAAAAUGGUAACAAACACAACAAGAUUGAUAGAGUUCUGGUUUGUCACGAGUUCCUUACAGAGUGGCCGGUUGCUUGCCUUCGGGCGAUGCCGAGGUUUCUUUCGGAUCAUUGUCCUCUUAUUCUGACAUGCUCAGAUAAAAACUUUGGUCCCAAGCCAUUUAGAGUCUUCAACUCUUGGUUAGAGAGAAAGGAUUUUGACGAAGUGGGUAUUAAGACGUGUGGGAAUUUUGUCGGGGAUGGGGAACCAGAUGUACUUUUAAUGAAGAAGUUGAAGGAGAUUAAGGAGAGCAUUAAAAUAUGGAAAAAAGAAGUUUUAUCCAAGAAAGGGGAAACGGAGAUCAUGCUUAAAGAGGAAUUAGAAAUUCUAGAUGUUUUGUCGGAGGAUAGAGCUCUCUCCGAAGAGGAGGAAUGGGCUAAAAUAGAAUGCUUAAAAGAUCUUAAAGAGAUAGAAAGUUACAAAUCAAAGAUCUUAAAUAAAGAGCCAGAGUGUCUAUCGGAGUUGGAUGCGGCGUCUCUGAUGGUCCCAUUCAGCAAAGAAGAAAUCAAAUAUGUUGUGUUUGAAUGUGGAUCGGACAAAGCCCCUGGGCCGGACGGUUUCGACUUCAAAUUCAUUAAAAGCAAAGGCUCUAUUUCGGUGGGAUGUAGCUCCUCCUUCAUCACUCUUAUUCCGAAGAAUAAGGAUCCGGUGGGCCUGAAAGAGUACCGACCGAUAAACCUGAUUGAGGUGAUAAGCAAAACCAUUUAUAAGAUUCUAGAAAAUCGCCUCAAAGUGGUUAUUGGAUCUAUCAUUACGGAGAAUCAAACGGCGUAUGAUAAUGUCAAUUGGAGUUUUCUUUUAGACAUAAUGAGGCAAAUGGGUUUUCUGGCUCUUUGGUGUAAAUGGAUCAAAGGAAUUCUAGUUUUGGCUAGAUCCUCGGUUCUUUUGAACGGAUCACCUACUUUAGAAUUCAACUGUUCCAAAGAGGUCAGACAGGGUGAUCCGUUAUCCCCAUUCCUGUUCCUUUUGGUCAUGGAAGGUUUAUCAAACAUUUUGGACAAAGCUAGGUGCGAAGGGCUAUUAAAAGGGAUACAAACUUCUAAUAACGGUCCGGCGCCGGUUGGGGUUAUUAAGAAUCUUGAAGCCAAAAUGAGAAAGUUCCUUUGGGUGGGGUCUAGCAGUGUUAAUAAAAUGAACUGGGUGGCUUGGGAUUGGGUUACUUGGCCUAAAAAUAAAAGAGGAUUGGGUAUUAACAGGCUCAUUGAGGUCAAUGAGGCUCUUCUUGUUAAAUGGGGAUGGAGGUAUACGGUUGAAAACCAUAAUCUUUGGUGUAAAGUGGUGGAAGCUUGUCAUGGUAAGGUCAACCAUUGGAGCUUCCUUCCGGUUAACGGUAACAUCGCAGGGUGCUGGAAAAACGUGUUCAAAUUUGGCAGGGUUACAGAGAGACUUGAAGUGGACCAAGGAAAUGGAGGAUUUAAAUGGCAAUGGUCUAGACAGCCAGAGUCCGAAGAGGAGUUAAAAGAGUGGCAGAAGUGCAUGAAGGUUCUUAGCCCUGUCAGACUUUCCAGCGAUAAGGACAAGUUGUACCGGUUUGAUGAUAAUCAGGAUGGUUUCUCGGUGAAGUCGGUUAAAAAGACUUUGAUCAAGGAAAGAGAUACUUGUCACCCUCCCAAUUUUAUAUGGUGUAAAUAA
Helianthus annuus (common sunflower) is the source of this 1701-nucleotide messenger RNA. RefSeq lists its product as uncharacterized. The coding region runs from base 1 to 1701 and encodes 566 amino acids. Lineage: Eukaryota; Viridiplantae; Streptophyta; Magnoliopsida; Asterales; Asteraceae. The transcript has 6 exons. The record is from RefSeq and is a predicted model, not a curated record.